AUGGUGCGUACGCGUGCUCUGUGCUUGAGCCAUAUGGAGAAUUUUAGCUGGACCAUCAGCUCGAAUCUCUCGAUAUAUGGUGGUGAUGGGCUUGUGACACGAACAUUGCAUCCCAACCCACCGAAUAUGUACUUUUUAUUCCGUGCGUGCGGAUGGAUGAUGCUCCCUGUUAGGAAAAUUCGGAAGUCGCAAAAUGUAUCCCGUUAUGUAAUUUCCGAUAUGAUUCAUGGAGUGGGAACGAAUUUAUUCAGUCACGCACGCAUACACCCAUUACCAAAACCUCUUUCCGACAUGUCCAAUCCUCAAAGAAAGAGGCAGGGGUCAUUGUCUUUUAAAGAAUGUAGGAUGUAUACGAAUUUCACACACAGGGAUAUCCUUGCAUCGAUCUACUUUGCAAACAUAAAACCAUCGGAAAUACCAGUGACACCUGAAAACGACGAUUCGUUAGCCUCGUUUCUGCAACGGUCGUGCGUCAAUGCGAGAAUGGAUCGCCUUAAGAAACAGAAGAAUAUGCAUCGAAACGCAACACGUCAAAUCCAUCCCGUUGGGAAUUUCGGAUUCCAAGCCAGUCAAAUCCAACCCCUAAACAUGAUCAAUCGACGGCCGUUGGUAGCUGAUAUCGGAUUCUUAUCUCUUCCCACAUGUCCGUUAUACAAUCUGAUUGAAUCAAUGUUGAUAAGAAGAGAUGGCGGAUCUAGCUCGACACAAGGUUACCCUUACAUAGAAUUCUGCCUCCCGGUUAUGCGUUUCCACUUUUGUGAAUCUAAUGGUCGGCGUCGAUUUGCCCAAAAAAGUUCAACAAUUUCGAAGCCCUAA
Molecule: messenger RNA, 816 nt
Organism: Acaulospora morrowiae
Lineage: Eukaryota; Fungi; Glomeromycota; Glomeromycetes; Diversisporales; Acaulosporaceae
Source: the annotation of a GenBank genome assembly